CCAGUUUGUGGACACCUCUGGGAGAGGAAUUGUGUGCAAGCAAAGAGCUAUCCUUGGAUACAAGUUCUGUAUACGACAUAUACUUUUGGACCCAGCAGCUCCGUACAAGCAAUGUGAACAUCACCGAAAACCAAAAAGCAAGAAGGACCUUGCUACUCGGUGUACAAAUGCCAUCAGAAAGGAUAAGGAAGAGAAUUUUUGCAGCACACACUUGAUUAUGAACGGCAUGAAGGAAGCAAAGAAGAAAGAGAAAGGAUCAUCUGCAGUCAACGCCGAUGGUACCGAAAUGAUUGAUCCUGCCGGCGGGACUUAUGCUGUAUCCACUAUUGGCGAUCAGCAUCAACUUGUGCCUCAGUCCGUCGCUGAUAUGACUUCAAAUUCCUCUCCCAUGUUGCAAGAAGCUCUCCAGCCAGCGGCAACAUGUGGAGAAAUACUAGCUGCAUCAACGGUACCGAGCCCACCGCGAGCUGUCACUGUGUGUGCGGUAUCUAGCGUCACAUCUCGACCACCUGGUACGACACAAACCUCCCUCAUACCGGCGCUGACCUCCACACGGCAGUCCCUUCUGCCACCGCCACCAUCAGCAACUACCACUCUUCGACAGUACGUCCAGAGCAACGCACAUCUAACGGGGAGUGCUCUU
Cooperia oncophora is the source of this 643-nucleotide messenger RNA. The record is from the annotation of a GenBank genome assembly. NCBI's taxonomy places the organism in Eukaryota, Metazoa, Nematoda, Chromadorea, Rhabditida, Trichostrongylidae.